AUGAUCACCGUCAUUGCCUGCAUCGCCGCUGUAGGCUUCAUGGUCAGCCCGCUUGGCCACUUACAUUUUAUCCACUCUCUAUCCGGGGGUUGCCGCCGCCGAACGACCACGUCGUCACAAGCCGUCUUCACACUUUCGCGAUAUUAUGUGAAGCGAAAUGCCAAUUAUGUUCUUUCAGAGCGCGACAUUAUCAUCUUUGACUUCCACAGGGCAGCACCAAACGUUUUCAUUGAGGUACCAACAGGCAGCCGCUGGUACAGCGUCCCCCAGACUCAUCACACAGUAGAGGCCUGUAUUAGUAUUCGAACACGAUCAGGCGUGUGGUUCAUCGGUAGCAUGAUCGCGGGGCAGCCGGUACUCUGGGGCCCCGAGCUUCCUGAUCAUUGGAUGUAUUUUGCUGGUAAUCACAGGGGGAUAUCUCCCUCAACUGCUGAGAUUAUUGGGUCAAAGCAAUCUUGUGAGCUGUAUCAUACUAUUGCUAGUGUUGAACAGGACGCAGAGGCUUUCUUCUCGCUUUGCACCACGCCUCUGUGGGUGCGGCUCCUCUACACGGCUGCGGGCUUGUUCCCUCUGGCUCGGGCGUGGCUCGUUCAUAAGAUCUUGUGGAUUCAGCUGCGUAUGAUAUUUUACAAGAAUGAUUACUGGGAAAGCCAUGGUGCCUGUUACUUCUUCCGCUGGUUUUACUGGAUGUGGGCGCCGCAGUGGGUUCAAGACUUUGAGGACUGGAGCGAGUUUGCCAUUUCCUAUGCCGUGCAAUGGUCAUCAUAUUGGACAGGGAGAUUGCUGCUGGGCAUGAGAGAGUUCUAUCCCGAGUAUGCGAUGGAUACUGAACUGGAACAGAAAUUGUAG
Pochonia chlamydosporia 170 is the source of this 849-nucleotide messenger RNA. RefSeq lists its product as hypothetical. The transcript has a single exon. Lineage: Eukaryota; Fungi; Ascomycota; Sordariomycetes; Hypocreales; Clavicipitaceae. Bases 1 to 849 code for a protein of 282 amino acids. The record is from RefSeq and is a predicted model, not a curated record.